Meloidogyne enterolobii is the source of this 636-nucleotide messenger RNA. NCBI's taxonomy places the organism in Eukaryota, Metazoa, Nematoda, Chromadorea, Rhabditida, Meloidogynidae. The record is from the annotation of a GenBank genome assembly.
AUGCCUGGGGCGGGUAUUUAUAUGUCUGCUGAUGCAAUACACGAAUUACGUAGUGAUCCAGAUUAUAUAGUUGAGGCAUUAAUGGCUAUUGGGGAUGAACAACCUAAAGUUGCUAGAUCAACACCUAAACAUGCCUAUGUUUCUCAAGAUAUUAAAAGAGUAAAUGACAGAUUAUCUCGUAAUUGUAUUUAUAAAUCUGAUGUUUAUGAAAAAAUGGUAAAUGACUCUUUAUUGGUUUGUGAUAUGUUACAAGACCAUCUAGAUAAUGUUAUUAGUGGAGUUAGAGCUAAAUCGCCAACAGCUUUAUCCUCUCCUUUUACAACGCCCCCAGGAAGUCCAUUUAUGACUCGUUCAACUUCUUUACAUUUUCCUGGUUCUACAGCCCCAAUUAAUCGAGUAACUAUUUCUGUUAGUCCAAUGGCACAACAAGCAAUAAAUCAUCGUUUACCUUCACCCUCAAAAGGAAUUAAUAAUAUUUCUCGUUCUGUUUCUCCACAACAACAAAUUAUCUCUUCUAAUAACAAAAAUAUAUUAACAACAAAUUCAACUUCAUAUUCACUAAGUCCAUCUAAACAACAACCUCCACCUUUACUUCGAGUAACACAAGCCUCGUUUAGAGGUAUUUUAAUUUAUUAA